CCCGGCCGCAUUGUGACGUAGCGGGGCCGCGGCAGCGCCUCCGCCGCCCGCCUGCUCCGGCUGCGGCGGUUCCUGCUCCCGCCGCCGCCGUCCAUCCGUCCAUCCGUCCGUCGGUCAGCGCUUCCGAGCCGCCGCAGCGCCGGGCGCCCCCGCUGGCUGCAAAGUUCUGCACUUCACGGCAUCCCUGACGACUUCCCUGGCCAUCUGGUUCAUGUUACACUUUGCAUUGCUCUACCACCAGAAACUUUACCAGACUGUCCACCCCUUGAGUGAGCCUGCAAACCCGGACCAUCAGAAGUAUUCCUUGAAGGACUUUCUAAGUAUUUGACCAUACUCAAAAUGUGCAGAGAAGAAUGAUGGAAGCCCCUGAAUACCUUGAUUUGGAUGAAAUUGACUUCAGUGAUGACAUCUCUUAUUCAGUAACAUCACUCAAGACCAUCCCGGAACUGUGCCGAAGAUGUGAUUCGCAAAACGAAGACAGGUCAGUUUCUAGCUCUAGCUGGAAUUGCGGUGUCUCAACUCUUAUUACAAACACACAGAAGCCCACGGGAAUCGCCGACGUGUACAGUAAGUUCCGCCCAGUGAAGCGAGUGUCUCCACUGAAACAUCAGCCAGAGAGUCUGGAGAACAAUGAAAGUGACGACCAAAAGAACCAGAAGGCAGAGUACCAGAAAGGGGGUAAUGCUGACCCAGGCCCCCAGCCUGAAGAGCUCAGCCCCAGAGAUGGAGAGGGCAGCCCCCAAAGUAAGAGCACAGAACCCAGUGCCUUGCUUGGUGAACUGGAGCAUUAUGACCUCGACAUGGAUGAGAUUCUGGAUGUGCCUUACAUUAAAUCCAGUCAGCAGCUUGCCUCUUUUACCAAGGUGACUUCAGAAAAAAGAAUUUUGGGUUUAUGCACAAGCAUCAAUGGCCUUUCUGGCAAAGCCUGCUCUACCGGAAAUGCUGAGAACUCGCCGUCCAACUUGACACCAUUUUGUGUUCUUUCUCCUGUGAAAAGUCCUCACUUGAGAAAAGCAUCCUCUGUCGUCCGCGACCAGCAAAAGCUCUCCACUGAAGAAUCCGAGAGCUCUCCUCCUCUGGUUAAAUGUGGCUCUGCGUAUGAGCCUGAAAACCAGAGCAAGGACUUCCUAAAUCAGAACUUUAGUGAUCCUCAUGGUCGGAAAGUUGACAAGGUGAUGCCCGACUGCCAGCUCAGGGCCUUCCAUCUGCAGUCCUCAGCAGCAGACCCUAGACUGGAGGAGCAGGUCGGUGGCAUGAACUGGACCAGCUCUCAAGGCCCGGAAGAAAGGAGUGAGCACCUGAAAAAAGUAAAAAGCAUCUUGAACAUUGUUAAAGAGGGACAGAUAUCUCUCCUGCCACACCUAGCUGCCGACAAUCUCGACAAAAUUCACGACGAAAGUGGAAACAAUCUGUUACACGUUGCCGCAUCCCAGGGACAUGCAGAAUGUCUGCAGCACCUCACGUCUUUGAUGGGAGAAGAUUGCCUCAACGAGCGAAACAUGGAGAAGUUGACUCCAGCAGGCCUGGCCAUCAAGAAUGGUCAAUUGGAGUGCGUACGCUGGAUGGUGAGUGAAACAGAAGCCAUUGCUGAAUUGAGCUGUUCUAAGGAUUUUCCAAGCCUUAUUCAUUACGCAGGUUGCUUUGGCCAGGAAAAGAUUCUGCUGUGGCUUCUUCAGUUCAUGCAAGAGCAGGGCAUCUCGCUGGAUGAAGUGGACCAGGAGGGCAACAGUGCCGUUCACGUGGCCUCCCAGCAUGGCUACCUCGGGUGUAUACAGACCCUUGUUGAAUAUGGAGCAAAUGUCACCAUGCAGAACCACGCAGGGGAAAAGCCCUCCCAGAGCGCCGAGCGCCACGGACACACCCUGUGUUCCCGGUACCUGGUGGUGGUGGAGACCUGCAUGUCACUGGCCUCCCAGGUGGUGAAGCUAACCAAGCAGCUGAAGGAACAGACAAUGCAACGUGUCACGCUGCAGAACCAGCUCCAACAACUUCUAGAAGCCCAGAAAUCAGAGGGCAAGUCUCUCCUUUCUUCACCCAGUUCACCAUCCUCCCCAGCUUCCAGAAAGUCCCAAUGGAAAUCCCCAGAUGCAGACGAUGAGUCUGUAGCCAAAAGCAAACCAGGAGUCCAAGAGGGGAUUCAGGUUCUUGGAAGCCUUUCAGUAUCCAGCCGGGCUAGGGCGAAAGCAAAAGACGAAGAUUCGGAUAAAAUCCUGCGCCAGUUAUUAGGAAAAGAUAUUUCAGAGAAUGUCUGCACCCAGGAAAAGCUAUCCUUGGAAUUCCAGGAUGCUCAGGCUUCCUCUAGAAAUUCAAAAAAGAUCCCUCUGGAGAAGAGGGAACUGAAGUUAGCCAGGCUGAAGCAGCUGAUGCAGCGGUCACUGAGUGAGUCCGACACAGACUCCAACAACUCUGAGGACCCCAAGGGCACGCCUGUGAGAAAGGCGGACAGGCCCAGACCGCAGCCCAUUGUGGAGAGCGUGGAGAGUAUGGACAGCGCAGAAAGCUUACACUUGAUGAUAAAGAAACACACCUUGGCAUCAGGACGCAGGUUUCCUUUUAGUAUCAAGGCCUCCAAAUCUCUGGAUGGCCACAGCCCAUCCCCCACCUCAGAGAGCAGUGAGCCAGACUUGGAAUCCCAGUGUCCAGGCUCAGGAACCACCCCCGCAAGCCAGCCUUCUGGAGAACCCCCUCAGCCCAGCCCUGAUAGCACAGCCGCCCAGAAAGUGGCCACAAGUCCCAAGAGCGCCCUCAAGUCCCCAUCUUCCAAGCGCCGGACAUCUCAGAACUUGAAACUCAGAGUCACCUUUGAGGAGCCUGUGGUGCAGAUGGAGCAAACUAGCCUUGAACUAAAUGGAGAGAAGGACCGAGAUAAAGGCAGGACCCUCCAGCGGACCUCCACGAGUAGUGAAUCAGGGGAUCAACUGAAAAGGCCUUUUGGAACUUUCCGAUCCAUCAUGGAGACCCUCAGUGGCAAUCAGAACAAUAAUAAUAACUAUCAGGCAUCCAACCAGCUGAAGACCUCCACUCUGCCCUUGACCUCACUAGGGAGGAAGACGGCAGAUGGUAAGGGAAACCCUGGGAGCUCUGCUAGCAAAGGAAAGAAUAAGGCGGCGUAAUGACAUCAAUAGAAAAAUGAAGAAAUCCUACAGCACAAAGCACGUUGCUGAGCCAGAGUCAAAAGAACUCUUCUUAUAAAUCACUUUUUGUAUUAUCUCUCAUUGCUGCCCUUUGAACACCAUUGGAAAUUUCUGGACUAUCCUCUGUGGAAAUAGAACCAUGAGAGCAAUGCCUCACCAGCAGAAGAACGGACUAUCAGGAUGCCUUAAAUUUAUAGCACUAGAGUAUAUAAGACACAUUUUUGGGUGAUAUUUGUGUAUAUAACUUGUUUUUAAAGAGCGACUGUUUAAAAGCGUGAUUGGGCAAAUGUAUGUUUUUUAAGAUUGAUUCAACCUCCCCACAGGACAUUCACCAAGCCACUGACACCAGUUUGUAUUUCAUCAGUUUCAUCAAUUGCGUGGGUGUUUGCUGAUGUUGGUUGAACUUCCCUCUCCCUGUAAUAUGGGCAGUUUGGGCUCAGCUUCUCAAUGAGACCAGGUCAGUGCUAUUGUUUUCUGUUAAGAGUGUUUUUUCUGUCAUUUCUACUUUUUGUAUAAAGGAAAUAAAACAAUGUUAACAGCCACCUUUAAGCUUCGGGCACUUACUUUCUAAUAAAUCUGUGAUGCUCUGAUUUCUAAGGGGCUUUAAGAGUAUUUUGACUGCUGAUAUUUUAUUUCAGGAACAAACUGUCCAGUUGAGCUGCUUUCUCAUAGGGGUCAAAGAAAACAUUCUGGUUUUCAGUAA
This is a messenger RNA of Hippopotamus amphibius kiboko, 3837 nucleotides long. RefSeq names its product synuclein alpha interacting protein (gene SNCAIP). The transcript has 12 exons. NCBI's taxonomy places the organism in Eukaryota, Metazoa, Chordata, Mammalia, Artiodactyla, Hippopotamidae. The record is from RefSeq and is a predicted model, not a curated record. Gene Ontology annotation, molecular function: ubiquitin protein ligase binding. Bases 354 to 3113 code for a protein of 919 amino acids.